Arachis stenosperma is the source of this 824-nucleotide messenger RNA. Its product is annotated as MLP-like protein 43. The record is from RefSeq and is a predicted model, not a curated record. Gene Ontology annotation, biological process: defense response. NCBI's taxonomy places the organism in Eukaryota, Viridiplantae, Streptophyta, Magnoliopsida, Fabales, Fabaceae. The transcript has 2 exons. The coding region runs from base 80 to 556 and encodes 158 amino acids.
GCAUGCAUUUCUUAAUUGUGUGACAUACAUAUAUAAAAAUAAAAGUUUUGUUGUAUUAAUUAUUGUAGGGAGUGUAGGCAUGAGUCUAAGUGGGAAAGUGGAGAGUGAAACAGAGAUUGAAGCAAAUGCUUCUGAUUUCUACAACGUUUUGAGGAAGCAACUUUAUGAGGUACCAAAGAUCUGUCCAGAUGAUGUGCAUGCAGCUCAAGUGCAUCAAGGAGACUGGCAAAACGUUGGUUCUGUCCAGCACUGGGAUUAUACCAUAGAAGGGAAGAAAACAAGUGCAAAGGACAAAAUUGAAGCCAUUGAUGAUGAGAACAAGACAAUCACUUAUAGCCUCUUUGGUGAAGAAAUCAGUAAUGAUUACAAGACUUUUAAGGGUACCAUAAAAGUUUCAGAUAAGGGAAGUGGUGGUGGAAUUGUGAAAUGGACCUUUGAAUAUGAAAAGAAUAAGAAGAAUAUGAGUGCUGCUUCUCCUCAAUCUUAUUUGGACUUUGCUAUUAAGGUCACUCGAGACAUUGAUGCUCAUGUUUCCAAAUGCCUUAGCCAUAAUUAAUUAAUUAAGAUGGAUAUUCAAGUGUGUGUUUUGGCUUAAAUUAAUAAAUAAUGGUGCUUGUAUAUAUUUAAUGCAUGGGCAUAAUAAUAAUAAUAAUAAUAAUAAUAAUAAUAAUAAUAAUAAUAAUAAUAAUAAUGUGUGUUUGCUAAGUUACUCUAUCUAUUGCACACAAUAAAAAUAAUUAAUUGUACUUAGUGUGGGUUGUAAAAUAUGUGUGUGUAUGUAUUUGCUUUAAGUCUAAAUAAGAGAACUCGAUUGUUCUGCUUUA